Molecule: messenger RNA, 4766 nt
Organism: Linepithema humile (Argentine ant)
Lineage: Eukaryota; Metazoa; Arthropoda; Insecta; Hymenoptera; Formicidae
Product: Dorsal interacting protein 3
Biological process (GO): regulation of transcription by RNA polymerase II
Cellular component (GO): nucleus; transcription regulator complex
Molecular function (GO): DNA binding
Source: RefSeq, a predicted model, not a curated record
GCGUGAACUUGGCGCGAGACACUACCGUGUCUCUUGAUUGAUUGAUUAUUUAUUUAUUUUUUUAAAUGUUUGCCUAUGUAUAAGUCGGAAGAAAAAGUGACAAUAAACAUGAUAAGCAGAUAGCAAAACAAAUCGUAAAAUUAAAACGAUAAGUUUAUUCUAAGCUAUUCUAAGCUAUUCUAAGCUUAUUUAAGCUAUUAAAUCAUUUUUAAAUAAUUAUAUUCCAUUAUUACUUUAACGUGUAAUUUUUGCAUAAAAUCGUUCCUGCAGAAGUCUCGUCCAAAAUCGCGAAUUAUAAUACAAAAGAUAAAGUUUCUGAAAAAUGCAAUACUUCUUACUGAUGUUAUCGAUUUGCUCAAUAAAUGUGAACAUAAAUUUUGUGUGGACAAAGAUUAAUUUUACUCGUGUAAGUAAUCUUUUUUUAGAAUAAAUGUUUUAUGGAAAAUAUUGCGUACAUGUAAAACAAACAACACGUCAUACGUGUCGUAAAACAGUACAUAUUGUAUCAGUUGUGUGUAAAUAAUACCGAUACAUGAGUCACAUAUAAGGUGCAAUCAUGAUUAUCAAAUAAACGAUAUGCAAUAAUACAUAUACAUGGGAAAUCUGUAUCUUUACGAAACUAUCAUAAAUUAUGAGAAUGUAAAUAAUUUGCAUUUUUAAGUGUGCUAAUUAGUUUCGAAUAUGCGUGGUGGCUAACUCGAAGUUCAAGAACAGCGCAAAGUCGAACAUGUGCCAUGCGUGAUGCGAAGUAUACAUCGGACCACACGAAUACCCUUUUCUCAUUGGUCGCUGGAUCAAUGCGCGCGACUCCACGAGUUCCUAUGUUUGAAUAAACGGUUAAUGGCACUUGCAGUCCCUUGUAAUUCUCUCGUAAUUGCGUUCAAAGUCCCGUAACGUGGGUGUAUGGUCUUUUACCGACAUUCCAAUUCGCGAAACAUGAAACCGUUUAUUUUACGAUAUUUGUAUGUGAAAUGUCAUCGCUUAGCUCACUCGACUUCCCGACGACUUUUUCUGCAUAUUAUGUCAUCAGAGUGCUAAAUAUUAUUUCGUUAAUCCACUCCGCCAACUGUUUUCAAUACUGUAAUUCAUUACGGUUGAAAACGCGUCAAUAUGUUUUAUAUUGAUAUUAUUAUUUUAACCAGAUGGACGAUAUUUGUUAACAAAUGUUUUGAUAAAAAAUCCAAUAACUAAAAUAAACUAAUAAUUGAAUUACAUUUUUUUCAGCGAGUCUCCCGAGAGAUCACGUGAAAAGGUGCACGGCUCGUGAUUCCACGUCUGAUCCGGUAGCGUUGAUUUCGUUUGCGAUUCGCAACGCCUGCUACGGUCGAUAACGGUGCGGUGGAAACGCGUCGACGUUGCCGUAAUCACGCACACACGCUCACUGUACACGCGAUGAUGUCGCGUAGCAACACGUGAAUUCCAACACCAACGACGUAGGCUUGGCAACGUCGCGGCGGCGCGAAUUCCGCACUCAUCGAUGGAGGGUGUAUCUCUUGCACGAACCAGCUGACAUUCACCGAUAUAUCGAUGAUGAUAAUUCUAGCAACAUGAGAAUAUUUUGCGAGAUCUAGAUCUCGAGACUUCCGGUUCUCUUCGUGUAUACCAGUAAAAAAAAAGUUUGACCGAUUGCAAGAAUCGCGUCUUUGCCAUCAUUAUUAUCUGCAUACUGAAAUGUAAAAAAAAUCAGUGUCAUAACAUUAUAAGCUAGAAGUCCGGAAUUUCUUGAAAAGUGAAUUGCAACAUAUAUUAAAAAGCCAUUAACGAUUGUUCUGAUUUGCAAAAAUAACUUGAAAACUGUGAGAUUUUGUCUUCGAUUUGAUGUGACAAUGUGCAAAACUCUGCAAUAAUUUGAUAUAACGUCUGUAAAAAAAAUAUCCUGUCUAUUUUAAAACAUGUUUUUGCACGUGAAUAUUUCACGACGUCUACGUGUCUGGUCUGUUAUUGCGCGACGACGCGAUUCCGCCGUCUUUCAGCCCGCUCGACCCGCGGCGGUUCGGGCUUCGCCAACGCGUUGGUCUGGCAACGUCGCGGGCGGCAUAGAUUCCGCUCCGCAACCGCAACCGCACGUUUGCUGGGCCGCCAUGAUACCAAAGCCGUGCUGGCCGUGCAACGGUUUCUCCGCAGUGACGCGCAAGCCGCUGCCGACGACGCGACGUGACGAACAUUGGGUGAAUACAGCUGGCCGGCUGCGGGUGUUCCGUUACCGAUCCUGAGCACUUUUGUGUAUAUCCAUUAAUAGAAACCACCGGUUUGAUAAAAGAGCUGCCUUAGACGGCGGAUAGAUCAUCUCCGAUCGAUCCUAAUACGAUUUUCGAAGUUCAAGUUCUUCAGGAGAAAUCUCGUCGCGCUUUAACUACUCAAAACUCUGGAAGUUGAGAAAAUCCCUGUCGAUUCCGAGAUCGCGAGAGAGGAUUCAAUUGUUUCACCGUAACGUGCGCGAUUAAAUCGAAACAAAAAGUCAACCGAGCAAACAACCGAGGAAGACCGAGCAGAAAGUUGAGGGAAGAAAGAAAAUCUUGAAGACUUUAUGAGCAUGUUCGACACGGAAAGGUUCAUCGAGGAGAUAGAGAGGCGGCCGGCAAUCUACGAUGUGAAUCGCGGCGAGUACAACGACCGUAACGCCAAGAUGACCGCGUGGGACGAGGUCUGCCAGGUGAUGGUACCGAAUUGGGCGCGCUUGACGGACGAGGAGAGAAAUGUGGAAGAGAAAAAUUUGCGUGGGAAGUGGAGAAAUAUAAGAGACUAUUUUAUGAAAGAACUAAAACUCCAAAAAUCGCACAAAUCCGGCCCGGCGGGACGAAAACGGAAGAAGUACAUGUACUUCGAUCGAUUGUUGUUUCUCAUGCCAACGGUGGAGAACAGAAGUUCUGGAACGCUGAAUCUUUGCAAAUCGGAGGAGAGCGAGGGUGAAGUGGACAAUCCCGUAAUCGAGGAAUACGAUGUACCUCUUGCCCAUGGCGGCGCUUCUAUAACGGGUAGCAGGGAGUAUUUUCAGGCAGGUACUCCCUCCUACAAAGUGUGUCCACGUUAUUCAAAACAAAUCUGCGAGACAUCUUUCGCAACCUUCGACAACGAGAUACACGACAUCCUUUCUUCGCACAGCAGCCAACGCGUUACCCUCGACGAGGACGAUUACGACAAAAUGUUCCUUUUGUCAUUACUGCCGAUUAUCAGGCAAGUGCCGGAAGAAAAGAAGCUAGAUGUCAGAAUACAGAUGCAACAAGUCCUAGCUAUGGCGCUUCGACCGUCCGAUAAUAAGUAAGUCAGUUUAACGCGUUUCUCGGGGAUCAAUAUGUGUCGGGUGGAGAAAGAUUUUAAAAUUAUAUCUUUACAGUGACUUAUUUAUAUUCUAUUUUGGUCCGUCCCGUUUAAUAUUUUAUCCGAUACAUUCUGGAAGAUCUGCUUAGAUUUUUUUAAUUAUUGCAGUAAAAUAAAAUAUAAUGUCGUUACACAGAUUCUGAUUCUAAUAAAUAUUUAAAGAUGUUUUCAUCUAGAUUGUAUAUUAAUAUUUUUACCAGUAUAAGUAUGUGUUCGGCAAAAGUACUUUGAUAUAUUUAAAAUCUUGUCUAUAUUGUAGAUAUAGAUACCUGAUUGUUAUAACCUAGCAAGCAAAAUAUUAAUAGUAUAAUAGCAGUUUAACAGCAAAUUUUUGGUAAGAUGCGCGGUGACCUGCGACUGGAACUGCAACUAUCCGAAUUGCAACACAAAAUGUACUCAGACAGCGAGCGCCAUCAAACGACAGUGCACCAUCAACUUCAUUUUUGCUAUUCAACGUCGAUAAUGUUAUUAUCUGCUGCUUCGCCAGUUGCAAUUUGAUAACUUGAAGCGUUGAUCGCUGUUGUUAGAUGGCGCAUAUAGUCUUUUAGUAUGGCGAUUGUAAAGUGUAAAAUAAAAUGUAUAAUGUAACGUAUAAUUUUUCAAGAAUCAACAACGACGAAAAAGGCUAUGAGAAUUAGAAUCGCGGACACUGGAGCGCAAAAAAUGUUAUAGAUUAAUAUGCGGAAAAAUCACAAAUACAAAUACGCACUGUGAACUGAUGUAUCGUGCCAGACGGCGCUGUGUUUGAUCAUUAUUGAUGAGUUUGUUUUUUGUUAUUUUGAUUUAUUAAUUUUUAUCAUCUUUAUAUCUUAAUCAUUUUAAUAUUUUAUCCAUAUUUAUAUUUCAAUUAUCUUCAUAUAAGUUUUUAAUAUUUUCCAUGCGUAUCUGUUUGUCGAACUGAAGCUGGCUUGAAACUGUAACCGAAACAUAUUUGUGAUUUUAUAAUCUUUGCACGCAGGCUUUUUUUGUCGUUGUAAAAUAAAACACUUCCACAAUUUCUAUCAGCAUUUUGUAAUCUGUCGUUGUGUUACAUUUGCAAACUAUGUCAGAUUUUAACUGCAAAUCCUGUAUUUGUCAUAUUUCAUUAAAUAUAAUAAAUACUGUAAAUUCUAUUGCUCUUUAGCUGAUGAAGUUUGCUGCAAAUAUUUUGCAAUAUUUAUUUUCGAUAAACUUUAUUAUCUGGGAGGAUGUGAUGAAAUUUUAAGUUAUCGAGUAAUCUACCGAGAAUACGAGUUACAUCUGAAUAUUGAGUAUAAGAUGCAAUUGAAAAAAUAUUAUAAAAUGCACAACAAAUAGAUUUUGUACUUCUUAAGGUAAACGUAAUGUAAAUACUGCGUCUGUGAUAUUACGUUCUACCCGACAAUCGAAGAGAUAAAGACAUAUAUGUUGUGUAUGACGCAAUCAUGUCACGAUAUGAUUUAAAAAAAAAUAUAUAUAUAUAAUACAUA